CAAAUGUUGCUCAGGCCAACUUUAGGCUCUGCUUUACCUGCAAUCUUUGAAGGGCCGAGGGUUCUGACCUCAUGGCUCUGUAUUAUUCAUUAGAAGACAUCUAUGACUGUGAAUUCUAACUCUUAUCAGCAGUGUCUGUAUGUUCCAGGGCUCUGGGACCUCUAAUCAUCCUCUGUACUGUUUAAUACCCAAACACCUCCCCUCUCUCCAGGCUAAAGAACUCCCCACUUUUAAAGACAACGACUUCCUGAAUGAAGGCCAGAAGCUGCAGAUAGGAGACGACAACAAGAAGUACUUUUUGGAGAAGCUAAAACGAGACGUGGAGUUCCUGGCCACCCUAAAGAUCAUGGACUACAGUCUACUGGUGGGGAUCCAUGACGUGGACCGGGCCGAGCAGGAGGAGAUGGAUGUCGUGGGGGAGGAGGAGGAGUACGAGAAUGACGGGAUGGGCGGAGGCGUGCUCACCGGCUCCUUCGGGACGCCCCCCGACAGCCCCGGGAACCCUCUGAACUGCGGGGGGUUCUUUGGCCCCGGGGAGUUCGACCCCUCUGUGGACGUUUACGCUAUCAAGAGCCACGACUGUGCUGUGAAGAAGGAAGUAUACUUCAUGGCUAUCAUCGACAUCCUCACGCAUUAUGACGCUAAGAAAAAAGCUGCACAUGCUGCCAAAACUGUGAAACACGGGGCGGGGGCAGAGAUCUCGACGGUGAACCCGGAGCAGUACUCCAAACGAUUCUACGAGUUCAUGUCCAACAUCUUAUCAUAGACUCAUCUGCCAGCCACGCACCAUUUCCCUUCUCCUUCACCUCAGUGUAGGAUCCUUCUCCCCUCUGCCUCUCUACGCCCCAUAACAGGAAAAAAAAAACUACCAGCAUCCUCCCACAGCCAGCAGCAGUCUGGAAGGAAAGGAUGCACUGAGCCUGUUACAUUUUCACACGCACCUCCCUCGUCCUCUGCAAGGAAAACUCGUGAAACCGCUCGCUGAAUUCGGAACAACUUCCCGAUAAUCUCCCUGUUCUUUUUUAAAAAUGUCUGCUCCUCGUUACUCCUCACGCCAGCACGGAAACUGUCUCACUAAUGCCUUGAACGAGUGUCAGCUUCAGCAGUACAGUAACAGUCCGUUAGUACAGUCUCUUUGAUUUCAUGUUGUUGUUCUUACGGUUUCUUUUAGACACACACACACACACAGAUGUAAAGAACUUGCACAGAGCUGAAUGGUCAGAUUGCAUGACAAACUCUUUUGACAGUUGCCAUGAGGCUUCUCUCUCAGUAACAACAAAGUAACUCAAAUUACUGCUGACAACAGGAGAUAAACACAUUAAUAUAUAAUGGUGUAUUAAGUAAAUUAAUGCAAUAUCAAAAAUGCAUGGCUGAUGUGUACAUGAGUCUCCAGCAGUAAGUUGAAACAUCAAACCACUGAACUUAGCAUCUGAUUGUUAUGACGAAAAUAACAAAACCUGAAAAAAACAUUGGUGUUUGAAUGUUACGUUGCCAUAUUGUUUUUGAAAUUUGAACCGUGAGCUUGGUCUAAGAAAAAAAACUCACAUAAAAAGGGGAAUUCUGCAGCAAAUGUUUUAUUACCAUAAGGAUCAUUUUUAUAUCUUGUUUACAUUAAUGUAGCAAUUUUGUGUUUGUAUACAGUAUUGUUUUGUUACCAACAGACAUUUGAAAAAAAAAGUUACUUGAAAAUGAUCAUUGCAUAUUAAAGGGAGUUUUAUCUUGUU
Messenger RNA from Notothenia coriiceps (black rockcod), 1724 nucleotides. Its product is annotated as phosphatidylinositol 5-phosphate 4-kinase type-2 beta-like. The transcript has 4 exons. Bases 140 to 766 code for a protein of 208 amino acids. Gene Ontology annotation, cellular component: plasma membrane. Gene Ontology annotation, biological process: phosphatidylinositol phosphate biosynthetic process. NCBI's taxonomy places the organism in Eukaryota, Metazoa, Chordata, Actinopteri, Perciformes, Nototheniidae. Gene Ontology annotation, molecular function: 1-phosphatidylinositol-5-phosphate 4-kinase activity; 1-phosphatidylinositol-4-phosphate 5-kinase activity. The record is from RefSeq and is a predicted model, not a curated record.